UCAUACAUUUGUAAAUAGUCAUAACUAGCAGUACGAUAUUUAAGUUGCUGCUUCAGUCUCCUUGUUAAUUGUGCCUAAAAUCAUUUAUAUGGCCAACUACGCCUCACUUCCUAUUUAACAUUGCCAUAGCAACAGACCUGCUACUUCAUAGCUUUCCCUGGCUCCACAAACCAGUAACUCCCUAACAUUAGCUAGCUAGCAAGUUAACAAGAAAAGGCAGCUAAAACUUGUGAUAUAGACUAACUAGGGGUUACGGCUGUACGGAUAAUUUACCAAUGUAUUUGUCAAGCUAACUAACUAAUUGCGACUGCUCUGUUUUGGAUGGCUGUUCAUCUUGAAAAUUCUCCUCAUAAUGCUAUCCUGUAGCGACCCCCUGGCGAAAUCAAUAUGGCAUCUGAUAGCUACCCAUCACAUGAGGGCAGGAAGAAGAAGAAAAAGGGUGACAAAUGUGUAAAGAGCAAAGACAACGAGGCUGAUGUCCUGAAGGUCCAGGUGGACAUAGAGGAACUCACAGCCUCUGGCCACAUUGCCCUAAAGCAAGGGGACUGUGAAGAAGCCCUCUGCUGUUUCAAAAAGGCCUUCAAAGCUUCCAUAGAGUUAAAGGAGACCAGGGUCCAGCAGGCAUGUGCCUUUAACCUGGGAGCUGCCUACGUGGAGGCGGGUAAAGCCCUGAAGGGGCUGGACUUCCUGAAGCGGGCCCAGCCAGGAGAGAAGGGGGAGCGGGUAGCAGACCUCCAGUUCAAUCUGGCCGUAGCCCAUGAGAUCCUGGGGAACCAUGGCCAGGCGGCUGGUUACUACCUCCAGGCAGCCCAGCUGUACCGCUCCCAGGGGGACGGGGCCAGUGAGGGGGACUCCUGUAUGAAAAUGUCCCACUGUCACCUGCUCCUAAAGGACUGGACCCAGGCAGCUCAAAGCUUCCAGAGGGCUGGAGAGAGCUACAGGAUGGCAGGCAAGCUGGACUCAGCCACCAUGGCCUACAAAGAGGCAGGGAGUCACAUGCUCCAGUCAGAUGACUUCACCACAGAUGAUAUCAUCACCGUUCUCACUGAUUGCCUCGAGCUGAGCAACAACAUCAAAGACCCAGAGUUGCUCGGUAAGGUGUACAAUGACCUAGGCCUGAUUUUCUCCCAGCUGAAGUUGUUCCAGGAGGCAGCCGGGUGCUAUGAGCGGGCCCUGCCCCUGGCCAGCACCAGGCCCAGCAGGCUGGCCGUGGUCCUACAGAACCUGGGAGCCGUUCACAACACACUGAGCCAGUACCGGCAGGCCCUGGACUACCACCGCCAGGCAGCCAACCUGCAUGGGUCUUUGGGCAGUCGUCGUGCUCAGGGCCGCUGCUUCAGUAACUUGGCCUUUGCUCUCAGUCAGCUGGGGGAGCAUGAGGAGGCAGCAGAGAACUACCUCCACGCCUUGCAGGCCUUCAAAGACACUGAUGACUAUAAGGGCCAAUGGCAGACUUGUGAGUGUUUAGGGGAAGCUCGUUUUAAGUUGAGAGACCUGGAGAGAGCCACCCUCUACUACAAACAAGCUCUGGGUUUACUGUCAAAGUGCAAGGACUCGUCCAGCUCGGUCCAGGAGCGUCUGGUCAACAAGCUGAGCGAGGCCCUGCAACACAGGCUGUCACUGAUCACCCUUGGAAAACCCCAGAGAUGUCUCGGCCCUCGUCUACACACUCAAAAUAGAAAAGCUGUUCUGAAUGGCCAUAGGGCAAAGACUGAGCCCCAAGUGAGUGGAGCUGGCUCAGCAGAGGUGUCUACCGGAGAGCCGGGGAAGGAGGAGGAUGCCCCGGGGCCAGAUGGAGAACAGGCACACUCAGUGACCAUGAGAGAAGCAGGUGACUCCCAGUCACCGGUGACAGGAUCUCUCACUGAGCAGCCGGGCUAUCGGACUGUGCUGCCAGGGGCAAACAGGAACCUGAAUAAUCAUUUUGAGCAUCCCGACCCCCAUUACCAGAACCAGGACCCAUCAAACCACCCUGUACUCGCCCAGCAGAGCGAGAAUUUAUAUGAGCGCAUUAAACCGAUGACAACACAGACUAACAGUGAGACUCCAUUGUCCGAGAGCUCCGAAGUUUCACCCACUGCUGCGUCAGAUAAUGAAGAGACCAUACCCCUGUUAAAGAAACGGAAGUCCCAAAUCUGCACGGUCAUGUAGAUGCAAGUCCAGGCUAAUGUGGUUGGUUAUUUGAAAGUAUUCAUAGGAAUGACUCUUGAGUGUAUUUCUAUGGGUAAAAUCUGCUCUUUGCAAAUUGGUAUAUAAAAUACUAAUGCACAUGUAAGUAAGUGCUACUCUAUAAUAUUGUCUAUCUCAUCUCCUGCACGUACAAGUGUUGCCUUGUCAUUGCAUUUGUCUUCCAAACAAUCCCUGUGUGUAUGCUGGUCAUUGUCCCCCACAAUGAAAUCGGGGAAGGCACUUUGGAUCUGUUUCCGUCCGUUAGUAGGUUCACGUGUUAGUCACAAGCAAUAUCUCAGACAGCACUGGCCCGAUUUUGACUAAACUUGGGUGAAUGAUGUGUCUUGCCAUAACGUUAAGGCAUUUAGAAAAUUACACUGAUUGGCCAGAUGGUGGCUCUGUAACGAGAUUGAAAAUGCAAACUUUGAAAGGUCACGCCCCUCACCCCGUUUGACAUUAAGUCAUGAAAUGUAGUAGAUCGAUCCCUGUCUUCACAAGGAACAAGUUUGUCUCGGGACCCAUAAGUUCCGCCAUGAUUAAUUUUCCGUCAUUUUGAAUUGUGUGAAAAACAGUUAACACUACUCUUCUGUUACCGAAUGACCGGUCUGCACGAAACUUGAUAUGUGGCAUUUAUGGAAAACGAUCUCUCAAUGUAAUAUUUGACUGGUAGCUACAACAACAUGGCUGCUAUUGACCAAUAAACAUUCACGUAGGUGUGGUUUGGCACAUAACUGCAUAUAAAUCAGUCAAGGAUAUUCAUAUUGUAACAGAAUGUGGUACACAUGUUGCAAACACUGUCAAGACUCAACAUAUGCAAGAACAUUCAUAUUGACCUUGCGGUGGCGCUAUAACGGGCGUAUAUCUGUUGAUCUAUUUGACUUAGUGAUUAAAUUUGGCACACAUGUUUAGGGAUAUGAGCUAACCCACACGAUGUCUCAGACACCACUGGCACAAUUUUGAUGAAAUUUGGGUGAAUGAUUAGUCAUGCCAUAGAGAUCUGGCAUUGACAAAAUUACACUUAUUGGGCCGGUGGGGAAGGGGGCUAUAGUAAUCAACUGUACAUACGUUAGUCAUUCGUGGGGGAUGACAUGUUUACUGUUGCCUUAUUUCAAGGUAUCUUGGUAGUCAAUAUUCUAAGAUUGUCAUAUUGGAUAUUUUUUCUUUGAUCAUGCUAACUUAAAUCUCUGCUCUUCUCUUGAAUCAUGGUUGUACAAUUUGAAAUAAAUGUAAUCUGUUUUUGAAGUAUUUAACUCUGAUCCUUUGUAAAUUAAUAGUCACCCCAAGGCUUAACAAAGCCAUCGCCGUUGAUCAUUGCUACAAGAGAACACAAAAAAGAACGAGCACCCAAUCUGUUUUCAAUUGGUUUUCCUAAAGGGCACACUUUGAGAAAAUAGGCCUAACUUUUAAUUAAAUGCAAAUGGAGGGUAAAUUAAACUUGGCCGCUUCAAUCGACUUGUUAAACAUGUUAAUGAAACAUUUUCAUUAUGCCUCAGCUAUGGCAGAGGUCAUGUUCACAGUUUUCACAAGUCAAAUUGGGGAUGGCAAGAGUCAAUCUAUUGUAAAGAAAACACAUUCCAUGCAUUUGUUUAUGGUAAAGAGUGUUUUAAACUAAAGUGUAAGCGUUACCCAUCAAUUGUAAGCGUUACCCAUCACAUGGCUUGAUAAUAGGUCUACAAUUUGUAUUCUUUUUUUUAACUAUAUGUAAUCACAUCCUUUGCCGCUUUUCAGUGGCAAUGUAGAAAUGAUGCCAAUGACGCGCAGGGCAACAUGCGUCACUCAUGAUGUAGGCUCAAGUUUACUUUGCCCAAAUGGUCAAUAAAAUCCUGCCUUUUAUUGUCAAAGUGCUGUCGUAACUUCUGACUCUUCGGAGUCGGUCUCUAUCGAAUAUCACCUAAUAUAUCGAAUGAUCUUUGAUUAACUGGUUAAUAAACUGGUUCGAUUUAAAUGGUUAAUAAAAUGUAGCCGGAUAAUUUUCAAUCUGAAAGCGAGUAAACCGUAUUCAAAAUGUUUUUUUUUUUACUUCAGACCUUUCAGAGGGCAGGUACUCAACAUGAAAAAGGGCACCCCCUGCUCAACUCAAUUUAAACAAAAUAUAUAUCUAUUUUAUUUUUACUUUCAGAAUUGUUAACCAUCUCGAAAUUCAGAACAUAGCCUACUAAAUGCCUCUGUAGCAUUUUUUAAUUCAUUUUCUUUUAGCAUAGGCCUAUUUAGUUCUGCAACAACACACUAACUCAUCACAAAUUGAAAGCAAGCUAGUUACAGUGCCUCCUAAACACAUGAUUGACAUUGGGAAAAGAUGAUCAGCUGAUCGUUGAUGAUUGAUGUAAAUCUGCUAGUUAGCUAGCUUGAUUAUUUGUUUUUUUACUGAUUUAGGAUUUAUCUUCAAUGCUAUUAAAUAAUAACUUCAUAAUAUACCUUAUUAUUCAAUCUUCUAACUCGGGAUAUGUGGCUUGUGUGGAUAAUUUAGUAUAUGGUGGUUAGCUAGAUUCUAGACUACCUGUGUUCAGUGAUUAACUUGUAAAUCGGGAGGUGCUGGAACAAAAAGUGAGUAACUGAGAGCAACCCCCCCCCCCCUCGUGCUCACUUUUUGUUCCAGCACCUCCCAAUUCAUGGUGUAGUAGACUAUUCUGAAUUAUUCCAUUUCUUACUGAACAGACAGCAGUAACUCUAACUUUUGCAAAUGUAUUUCAAUUUAGGGAGAGGUGGAAAUGUACACCAUUGUUACCCAGCGGAGGGUCAUGCUUUUUCAAUUUCAGUCAGGGGGAGGGUUUAGUCUUUUCUUUUUUUUAGUCCAGGUGAGGGUCAUGUAAUUUGUAAUCGAUUAAAUGUCAUAUUGUUCAGUGUUUUAGAAUUAGUAUGAUACCCCUUAUCCCUGAUUUUCUACUGGGUGUGCAAUAUCAAGCAUUCCUAGUGUGGUCUCAAUAAAAUGAUCUGUAGCCUAUACUAUAGGCCAAGGGUGGGCAAACUUUUUGGCUCGAGGGCCGCAUCCGGAUUUUGAAAUUCAACGGAGGGACGCAUUUUUUGGGGGACCAAUUGUUUGUUAAAAUCAAUUUGCGGGGGCCUCUCGAGUGGUGCAGUGGUCUAAGACACUGCAUCGCCAUACUUGAGGCUUCACUACAGACCCGGUUUCGAU
Messenger RNA from Oncorhynchus tshawytscha (Chinook salmon), 5302 nucleotides. RefSeq names its product tetratricopeptide repeat protein 24. The record is from RefSeq and is a predicted model, not a curated record. Gene Ontology annotation, molecular function: protein binding. The transcript is spliced from 13 exons. NCBI's taxonomy places the organism in Eukaryota, Metazoa, Chordata, Actinopteri, Salmoniformes, Salmonidae. Bases 388 to 2151 code for a protein of 587 amino acids.